CUCGCGCCGCUGUCAGUGCGGCGGGGCGCGCGAGCGGCGCGGGCGCAGGGCGCAAAAAACGAGACGAGCUGAGGAGGUGGUAGCGGUGGCGACUGGCGCGUGUGUUCAGCCUUCUCAAGCCGCGGCCGGGGCCCCCUCCUUACACCUCUCUCUCUUCCGCCCAAGUGCGGGGCAAUCGCCUUCUGUGCUGUGCGGCUUCCAGCAGACCUUUAGGCGCGGGACUUUUUGCUUCAGAUUUAUCCUUCUGUAAUACUUGAGUCAAAUAACAAUACUUAGCAUUCAGUACUACGCUGGGCCCUGAGGGAACACCUAUUUCCAGAGGCAGCUGCUGCUGACCUUUUAUAAGCCAAAGGAGAAAAUAGCUGGCUAAGUUCAGCCUUGGUACUGGUGGCCACCAUGUCGUUGAAGAUCCAGACAAGCAAUGUGACUAACAAGAAUGAUCCCAAAUCCAUUAAUUCUCGAGUCUUCAUUGGAAACCUUAACACAGCUGUGGUGAAGAAAUCGGAUGUGGAGACCAUCUUUUCCAAAUAUGGCCGUGUGGCUGGCUGUUCUGUGCACAAAGGCUAUGCUUUUGUUCAGUACUCCAAUGAGCGCCAUGCCCGGGCAGCUGUGCUGGGAGAAAAUGGACGAGUGCUGGCCGGGCAGACCCUGGACAUCAACAUGGCUGGAGAACCCAAGCCCAACAGACCCAAGGGGCUAAAGAGAGCAGCAUCUGCCAUAUACAGUGGCUACAGCUUUGACUAUGAUUACUACCGGGACGACUUCUACGACAGGCUGUUUGACUACCGAGGUCGCUUGUCACCCGUGCCAGUGCCCAGGGCAGUUCCUGUGAAAAGACCCCGUGUCACAGUCCCUUUGGUCCGUCGUGUCAAAACUACCAUACCUGUCAAGCUUUUUGCCCGCUCCACAGGCGUGACUACUGGCUCAGCCAAGAUCAAGUUAAAGAGCAGUGAGCUGCAGACCAUCAAGACAGAACUGACACAGAUCAAGUCCAACAUUGAUGCUCUGUUGGGCCGCUUGGAUCAGAUCGCUGAGGAGCAGAAGGCCAAUCCAGAUGGCAAGAAGAAAGGUGACAACAGCAGUGGCGGUGGUGCUGGCAGUGGCAGUGGCAGUGGCAGUGGUGGCAGCGGCAGUGGCGGCGGCGGCAGUGGCGGUGCCAGUGGCAGUGGCGGUGGCGGUAGCAGUGGCAGUGGUGGUGCUGGCACUGGCGGUGGCGGCAGCAGCAGCAGCAGUAGCAGCAGGCCACCACCACCCCCAGAGGACACACCUUCUGAGGCAGGCACACUCCAGGAAGAAACUCAGACUCAGACUCGAGAUGAUGGUGAUGAGGAGGGGCUGCUGACGCAUAGCGAGGAAGAGCUGGAGCACAGCCAGGACACAGAUGCGGAGGAUGGGGCCUUACAGUAAGCAGCCUGACAGCAGCACUGGCCACCAGCAGGAGAAGGGCAUCACUGUCCAAGGCCUCACACCAGGCACUCAGCCCCUGGAUGCCAACUUGUGGCGGGUACCAGAGGAAAGCUGGCAGCAGGCACUCCUGCUCCCCAUGCAUCCCAGGCCAGUGCCACAUCUUCUGCAGGUGGAGUUAUCAGCUACCCUUUCCCCAUUCACCCUCCCUGUCUGCACUGUCCAAGCCAGAGGGCAGAGCACAGGGGUUUCCCAACACUUGGCCUCCCCUCCCCAGGACAUUCCUAUGCUUGGGGGUUUUCUAUAGGUUUGGAGCGGGGUGGUAUAGGAUGGGGACCUUGACAAUAAAGAAAUUGGAUCCA
Molecule: messenger RNA, 1766 nt
Organism: Cavia porcellus (domestic guinea pig)
Lineage: Eukaryota; Metazoa; Chordata; Mammalia; Rodentia; Caviidae
Gene: Raly
Product: RALY heterogeneous nuclear ribonucleoprotein
Exons: 11
Coding region: 397-1407 (336 amino acids)
Cellular component (GO): nucleus
Molecular function (GO): RNA binding
Source: RefSeq, a predicted model, not a curated record